Entelurus aequoreus (snake pipefish) is the source of this 1139-nucleotide messenger RNA. RefSeq lists its product as uncharacterized. The record is from RefSeq and is a predicted model, not a curated record. The transcript is spliced from 9 exons. The coding region runs from base 323 to 985 and encodes 220 amino acids. Lineage: Eukaryota; Metazoa; Chordata; Actinopteri; Syngnathiformes; Syngnathidae.
CGCCUUCAAGUCGCCCAACCCGCGUUACUGUCACAUUCGUUUUGGCUCCGCCUAGAGGAUACAGCUCCGCCUCUGAAAAUUGUACGGUCAGACAGCUGAUCCUGAGCGGACUCGUGUCUGAUUCGCAUACGCGGACGCGACAAACUAAACCGGCGCGCGCCGCCUAGAGUUAUAGGCUCCGCCUACGCGCGCUGAGCCGACCAAUGUCUGCACCCGCAGACGUGGACGCGCCUACUAGCGUGUACGCGCAUGAGCCAAGAUCUCUGGACUUUCUUUGCUGGAACACGAACCUCCACCGUCUCGCCGAGUGCCAGCAAGAGUCAUGAGUACUUGUCAACUCGACUCCUCAACUGGAGAUAACUUUCUAGCACCUCACCAUGGGGAAGGAUGUAUUCAUAUGCCUUCACCAGCACCUGCAUUAAACAUGCAGAGAGUUACACAAGUUCUUACCACCUUGGGGCACCAUUCAGACAACUACAAAGACGCAUUAAAAAUAAUGCAACAAUAUGGAAAGGGCUGCGACACCUCAGACCUGCAAUCUGAGGCAGAGAACGAGGAGCUGCCAGAAAAAAGGAACAGGAAGCCAGUCCAUCGUCUCGGGGACUCAGAUGAUAGCGAAGAAGACCCGGGAAAUAGUGACCUCACAUCUCUGGGGUUGACAAGCCAAUUGCACAGGCAGACUCCACCGUCUCGCCGAGUGCCAGCAAGAGUCAUGAGUACUUGUCAACUCGACUCCUCAACUGGAGAUAACUUUCUAGCACCUCACCAUGGGGAAGGACGCAUUCAUAUGCCUUCACCAGCACCUGCAUUAAACAUGCAGAGAGUUACACAAGGAACGGCAGUCCCUCCUCGACUCCCUCCACCCCCCUCACCAGCAGCCCUCAACAUGUGGCAGACAGAGGAGCCUGGAUCCAGCCUGGCCUACAGGCCAACAUGGCGAGGGGGAAGAAUGGCCGACAACAUUUCCUGCUCUGGUGAGCAAUAACUGACAAAUACCGGAUGGUCAUUCUGUGCCACAAAUUUUGGAAAAAAUUCAAAUUCACAAGCAAUCACAUAUUUUCUUCAAACUUUGUCAAUAACUUUUGUCAUUAACUAAGGUCAAUAGCUAAUGUCAGGAUUAUGAGUAAUGAGGAUAAACA